Phytomonas sp. EM1 is the source of this 1060-nucleotide messenger RNA. Lineage: Eukaryota; Euglenozoa; Kinetoplastea; Trypanosomatida; Trypanosomatidae. The record is from the annotation of a GenBank genome assembly.
GGAAUAUUCUUGCACUAUAGAAUAGCAUAUUAGUGAUACAUAUCAGGUUAUCGAUUCGUUACUACGAUGCACUUAAUAUUAUGUGGCAGGGCCUGAAGGCACACACCAAGCAAGAGAAAUACAACCGUAUAUCUGACCGGAAGCAAUCGACACCAAUCGAGGUGUUGUGCAAGGGUUUGCCACAACAGUUCACAGCGUACAUGAACUAUGUUCGUUGCCUCCGGUUUGAGGAUAACCCAAACUACAUCUACCUUCACCGUAUCUUUCGUGAACUGUUUGAACAGGAAGGAUAUCAUGUUGACUAUGUCUUUGAUUGGAUCCUGAGACGUUCAACUGGCACCUCUUACAGUAAAACAAAUGGUGGCGGUAACAAUGCUACCCCAAAAGUUGAGGAGAAGUCGCAACGACAGCCUCAAUAGUAAGGCGCUGUGGAAGGCAGAGUACCUCGGUCUGAUGAGCACAGGGUGUAGUAAUGGACCUGAUGACGUUACCAAGCUGGUGAUAUCAGGACGAAGAGUCAUUACAAAAGCUGUACGAGACUCCAUGCAGAACCAGGCGUUCUCAGAUUCGUUAGCAUCUCCAAUAUUUGUAUAGCAUUUAUGUUGUUAUUUCUAUUUUAUAUGUAUAACUAUGAGAUCACAUAUUCCCGUGUUUUAUACAUUGUUUCGAUGCCGUAUACAAGUAUUUGCUCUUAUUUUUUUUGGCUUUUAACUUGGUGCUCGAAAAGUAAAAGUGUGCGCACCUAGGGGGAACUUAUUCUUUCUCAUCGGAAUAAAUUAUUACUAUUUUCUAUCCUGCACGACGCAAAACAUUUGAUAUUGAAUCAUGUUGAUCUUUUAAUAUCACUUCAGUGCAUUACUCAUUAUAUCUUACUAAAUACUACUAAUGACGUUAUUCCUGUUUAACGAUAAAAGUGAAACUAGGCCUAUACUAUACGGGUGGCUUCGCCUUCCGGUUUACGGAUAUUAGAAUAAGUCGGAUCUUGAAGUUUACUUAAUCAGGAUCGUUUGGGAGCCUUACUCUGCCAUGCUUUAAGGAGCUAAACGGUGCCUGUUGUUAA